CCCCAAUAUUAUGAACAAUAUGUAAUUGUUUGAUUCACACCAACUAUUUAAUCAUUCUUAACUUUCACUACAUUGGGAACAUUGGAGUUUGUUAUCAGUAACUGAUUUGCUUAGUCUUUAAGGAUUUCUAGCACUCCUCUUUAUUUGAAUGUUGUGCAAGCUUCCUAUGGGGAGUCAGAAAGAGGGAAAAUCUUCUGACACCAAAAUGGUAUUUUGGACUUUUGCUUGUCAUUCUUGUGAGUGCAGUGAAUGAUUAGUUUGUAGAACCUUCUGUCAUACUGUCUGGAGUGGCUCACAACUCUGAGUGCCUAUCUCAGGACCAACUGCCAGAAAACAGGGCAGAUUUCCCAAGCUGGUGGUGUGUUCUAUAAUUAGAGUUCACCACACCAGUAACAAAUGUAAACUCCUGGAUCAUUAUACCAGUCUUAAAUUGGAAAGUCUAAGGCCUGGUCUACACUACGGGUUUAGGUCGACUUUAGCAGCGUUAAAUCGAAUUAAGCCUGGACACGUCCACACAACAAAGCCCUUUCUUUCGACUUAAAGGGUCCUUUAAACCGGUUUCUUUACACCACCUCCGACGAGGGGAUUAGCGAUAAAAUCGGCCUUUGCGGGUUGGAAUUGGGGUAGUGUGGACGGAAUUCGACGUUAUUGGCCUCCGGGAGCUAUCCCACAGUGCUUCAUUGUGACCGCUCUGGACAGCACUCUCAACUCAGAUGCACUGACCAGGUAGACAGGAAAAGACCCGCGAACGUUUGAAUUUCAUUUCCUGUUUGCUCAGCGUGGAGAGCACAGGUGACCACGCAGAGCUCAUCAGCACAGGUAACCGUGAUGGAGUCCCAGGAUCGCAAAAGAGCUCCAGCAUGGACCGAACGGGAGGUACGGGAUCUGCUCGCCAUAUGAGGAGAUGAAGCAGUGCUAGCUGAACUCCGUAGCAGUAAAAGAAAUGGCAAAGUAUUAGAAAAGGUCUCCAAGGCCAUGAAGGACCGAGGCCAUAACAGGGACACACAGCAGUGCCGGGUGAAAAUUAAGGAGCUACGGCAAGCUUACCAUAAAGCCAGAGAAGCAAACGGAAGGUCCGGGGCAGAGCCGCAAACUUGCCGCUUCUACGCAGAGCUGCAUGCCAUUCUAGGGGGUGCAGCCACCACUACCCCAACCGUGUGCUAUGACUCCAUCAAUGGAGAAACACACAGGGAAGACGGUUCGGGGAACGAGGAAGAUGAGGAUGGAGGUACUGUAGGUAGUUCACAGCAGCAAGGAAGCGGAGAAACCGGUUUCCCCAACAGCCAGGAUAUGUUUGUGACCCUGGACCUGGAACCAGUAACCCCCAAACUCACACAGGAGACCUCUGCUGCAAAUGUUUCUCCUUCGCAGAGGCUAGUGAACAUUAGAAAGAGAAAACGUAGGACGUGGGACGAUAUGUUCACGGAGCUGCAGAUGUCCUCCCACGCUGAUAGAGCACAGCAGAAUGCGUGGAGGCAGUCAAUGUUGGACAUGAGAAAAGCACAAUAUGAACGAGAGGAGAGGUGGCGGGCUGAAUGGCGGGAUGAAAAGAGCAAGUGGCGGGCUGAAGACGAUAGGUGGCGUCAGCUUGCAGACAGACGGCAAGAGUCAAUGCUCCAUCUGCUGGAGCAUCAAACUGAUAUGCUCGAGCGUAUGGUUGAGCUGCAGGAAAGGCAGCAGGAGCAGAGACCGCCGCUACAGCCCCUGUUUAACCAACAGCCCUCCUCCCCAAGUUCCAUAGCCUCCUCACCCAGACGCCCAAGAACACGGUGGGGGGGCCUCCGUCCACCCAGUCACUCCACCCCAGAUGAUCGCCCAAGCAUCAGAAGGCUGGCCUUCAAUAAGAGUUAAAGUUUUAAAAUGCAGUGUGUCCUUUUCCAUCCCUCCUCCCCCACCCAUCCCAGGCUACCUUGGCAAUUAUCCCCCUACUUCUGUGAGGAACUAAUAAAGAAUGUAUGAAUGUG
Messenger RNA from Malaclemys terrapin pileata, 1964 nucleotides. RefSeq lists its product as uncharacterized. The coding region runs from base 976 to 1851 and encodes 291 amino acids. The record is from RefSeq and is a predicted model, not a curated record. The transcript has 2 exons. Lineage: Eukaryota; Metazoa; Chordata; Testudines; Emydidae.